This is a messenger RNA of Myxocyprinus asiaticus (Chinese sucker), 3774 nucleotides long. Its product is annotated as alpha- and gamma-adaptin-binding protein p34-like. The record is from RefSeq and is a predicted model, not a curated record. Bases 86 to 1045 code for a protein of 319 amino acids. The transcript is spliced from 10 exons. Lineage: Eukaryota; Metazoa; Chordata; Actinopteri; Cypriniformes; Catostomidae.
UAGGUCAGAGGUGACAGGUUUUUUUUUUAGAGGAGGUUGACAGCUGUUGCUAACUCACAUUAUUAGGUGUUUUAAAGCUCAAAAUAUGGCCGACGAUCAAGGCGAUGAUGUACCUCCUCUGCCUUGUGUAUGUGUCACAAGUUGUGCUUCCAGCUUUAAAGAAGAGGAGCUCAUCAGACAGAUCUUGGGGACGGAAUCACUACCACAAGCUACCAAAAUAGAGGAAGGAGUUUCUUGGUAUCCAUGGACAAUAAACAACAAGUACUACAUAGCAAAUGUCAGCCUAUGUGUUGUUCCAAGUACAUUUGACAUGAAUGCAGAGGUUGCCCGGUCUAUGCAAGCUUUCAUUGUUUACUUUGACAGCAAAACUAAAGAAAGCCUUAGUAAUGUGAAUUCCUGGUUAUCAAUAGUGGAGGAACUGGCUCCAGAAGUGUUGAUCCUAGUGUGUGACCAUGUGUGUGACAGUGGUGUUGGCAGACAUGAGGCCCAGCAAUGGUGUCUGGCACACACAUUUGAAUUAGUGGAGCUCAACCCUCAAGAUCUUCCUGAUGAGGAUGAUGACUUCCCAGAGUCCACCGGAGUAAAACGAAUUGUGCAAGCUCUCAACGCCAACGUGUGGACCAGUGUCGAGAUGAAAGAUGAACACAGUCAGGGAUUUGGUCUAAUGAGCAGCCUGGUUGCCUCUCGUCACAACAACCCACGACCCAGUCAAGAGACACUGUCCUGUAAUUCCCCAUCCAAUAGUACAAAUGAAGGCACUGAGAGCCAAAGAGCAGAGAAUAACCAAAAUAAUACAGUAGAUACAACAGUUGAUCCCAUGAUUGACAUAGACAUCCAAGAGUUGGCUAAUCUCACAGCUGGAGAUGCAGAUGUGGAGAAUUUUGAACGGCUGUUUACAAAAUUGAAAGAGAUGAAAGACAAGGCCUCCUCCUUGCCACAUGAACAGAGGAAAGUACAUGCUGAAAAGGUUGCUAAAGCAUUCUGGAUGGCCAUUGGUGGAGACCAGGAUGAGAUUGACGGCUUGUCAUCAGGGGAGGAGAGUUAAGGCCAAAGUGUCUCUUAACCAGCUUCCAUUGUUGAUACUCAGCCCAUCCUUGAACCCCCAGUCAUUCCAGUUGUGCCCAGCCCAGUCCUGCCCCGCCAGAAACCAAGAUUCGACCACAGGAACAUGCAAAGAUGCAGGGAGAAAUAAAUGCAAUGGAAAUUUUCAUGAUACUGCUGUUACUGUAAUUACAACACCCAAAACGUCAAUUUGGCAGUGCGCAGGGUCAUUAUGGGCUUUUAAAACAUUAUUAAAUGAGAAGGAUAGGAGGGGUUGCAGUGGGCAAGAUUAUAUAGUUUUGUCUCCACUUUGGUGGUGUCGGUGCAAAUCUGCAGCCCCAUACAUGGAUAAAGCUUUAUCAAGUAGAGCUUUGUGAUGCAACAUGUGCUAAAAGGACAAAACAUUUAAAGUGGAUAGAUUUUAAAGGUGUUUUUCCUUAUUUUUCAAGCUGUAAAUCAGAAUUAUGCCUGAGCAUGUCAUUAGGUCUUCAUCAAUUAAAAGAAUGAUCUGUUGAAUAAAUUUGAUUUUCUUUUGUUUUGUUUUAGUCAGCACUAAAAGGUUGAAAUAAACAUGUUCUUAAUCCAGUUUAAACAUUUAAUUAUUAAAACUUGAAUAACAAAGGUCAAUAAAACAAUGAAAGCAAUGAAACAAGUAAAUGUCAGAAUACAUUUCAGAAAAGAAAAACAAAAGGGAAGAAAAUUCAGGGCAAACAAGAACUAAGCACCAGUUUAAGAAUAACUGAAAGUACUGAAACUAAGACAAAGCAAAUUGUAUUUACUAAAACAAGACUUUAAGAAAAUAAAUGGGAUACUUUAAAAGCAACAUCUCAACAAAAAGACAAAUCUACUAUAAAUAAAAAUCUCAACAGUUCACUGUGUGCUUUGGGCCUGUUGAAAUACAGUGGAGGAACCAGCAAGGUCCAUGGCACCGCUUAUAACACCGGGUUAAUAAAGCAUCACAAUGAUCAGUUGUUCCAAGAAAUAUCAAUUUGAUCAGUUCUCAGACAAUACAAACUGAUUUUCGAAAGCUAAGCAGAAAACUUUGAGAUGUGCAUUGUGUAUAUCUAAAAAUAAGCAGGGUUGGGGAGUAAAGAAAUACAUGUAACGGGAUUACGUAUUUAAAAUACAAAAUAUAAGUAACUGUAUUCCACUACAGUUACAAUUUAAAUCAUUGGUAAUUAAAUACAUUCAAAAAGUAUUUUGAUUACUGAAGAGAUUACUUUGCAUUUUAUUGUCAUUUGUUUCAUUUAAUAUUUAGUCCUUUCAGAUGGAAAACAUUUAUACAUAUAAAUGAUGCGAUCCAAAGUGCAUUUGAACAGCGGUGAAACACUUUCUUAUGAUGUGUUACAUUCAUACGAGCAGACAGAGAAGUAAGUUUGAAGUAAGUUUGGAGCAGAAGAAAUAGAAAUAAACCUUGUGUAAAUUGUCAGCUUUACGUUAAGCUAAAAUACUAUUUCUAGCCAUUUUACAUGCACAUGUUACCAGGCAUGAUCAUAUUUUUUUUUUAUCAAGAAAAUUCACGUUGGAUCAUAAUUUUUUUUCCUUUCUAGUAAGACCUUUGAUAUUAGGGCAAAAAUCAUAUUCUUGAUGAUAAUUUGUUUAUUGUUUUCCUGUAAAAAUAUCUGAAAAUCCUUAAAACAAGAUCAUUUAGAUUGAUCUUGUUAUAGAAACAACACUGUAUAAGAUAUUUAGGUUUUUCAGAGAAUGUAUUUUUAAUGUGUAAUUUUGUCUUACUGUACUGGCAGAGUAUUUAUAGUCAAAACAAGUGAAAAAAUCUACCAGUGCUGAAGAAGUAAUCCAAAGUAUUUAGAAUACGUUACUGACCUUGAGUAAUCUAACGGAAUAUGUGACAAAUUACAUUUUACAGCAUGUAUUCUGUAAUCUGUAGUGGAAUACAUUUCAAAAGUAACCCUCACAACCCUGAAAAUAAGGAGCCAGGUUCAGACAUCACCCAAUAAAUUGAGAAACACACUUACUUUAUGGAUUGCUGAUCUCUCUGUUAUGAAAGGGUUAGUUCACCCAAAAAUGAAAAUUCUCUCAUCAUUUGCUCACCCUCAUGCCAUCCCAGAUCUUUAUGACUUUCUUUCUUCUGCAGAACACAAAGAUUUAUAGAAGAAUAUCUCAGAUCUGUAGGUCCAUACAAUGCAAGUGAAUGGUGGAUAGACCUUUCAAGCUCCAAAAAUCACAAAGGCAGCAUAAAAGUAAUCCAUAUGUUUAUCUAUUUCUUCUGAGGUGAUGCAAUCACUAUGGGCAAGAAACAGAUCAAUAUUUUGAUCCUUUUGUACUAUAAAUCUAUAAAAAUGUAUAGUUAAAAAGGACUUUAAUAUUGAUCUGUUUCUCACCCACACCUAUCAUAUCAAUUCUGAAGAUAUGGAUUUAACCACUGGAGACUUAUGGAUUAUUUUUUAUGCUGCCUUUAUGUGAUUUUUGGAGCUUGAAAAGUCUGGUCACUAUUCACUUGCAUUGUAAGGACCAACAGAGCUGAAAUAUUCUUCUAAAAAUCUUUGUUUGUGUUCAGCAGAAGAAAGUCAUAAACAUCUAGGAUGCCAUGAGGAUGAGUAAAUGAGAGAGUUUAAAUUUUUGGGUGAACUAUCCAUUUAAUAGCACAUCUCCAGACCAUCCAAUGAAUCGUUGAGCUUAAAAAUAUUAAAUCCAGUCAUGAGAAGUCCAAAGCAUACACAUAAAAUAAAAAGCCAAUUUAAAGGUUUGGCUUAAAAAAAAUAAAAAAUAAAA